Macadamia integrifolia is the source of this 2209-nucleotide messenger RNA. RefSeq names its product pectinesterase. Bases 149 to 1972 code for a protein of 607 amino acids. The record is from RefSeq and is a predicted model, not a curated record. Gene Ontology annotation, biological process: cell wall modification. NCBI's taxonomy places the organism in Eukaryota, Viridiplantae, Streptophyta, Magnoliopsida, Proteales, Proteaceae. The transcript has 3 exons. Gene Ontology annotation, molecular function: pectinesterase activity; pectinesterase inhibitor activity.
AAAAGAGGAAAAAGGAGAAAACGAAGAAUUGAAGGAGAAAGGAGGCAGAGGUGGGGGGAAUUAAGGUAAUUCGUUUGGCCUCUUCCUCUCUGCCUUAGGCCUUAGGCCAUAUCUAAGGCAGAGAGUCUCUAACCUCGAAACAUUAAUAAUGGCGUUCCAAGACUUUGGCAUGUUAUCGGAACGUCGAAAGGCUGAAAGAAAAGAGAAGCAUAAAAGGAGGAUCACCAUUGCUGCAGCGAUAGGGUUCGUUCUUUUCAUCCUACUCGCUUCCGGGGUCAUGCUCAUCAAUAAAUCCAAGGAGAACAAGAAUUCUCAGGAUCAGAAUGACAAAAAGAGUGACUCCGGCAAUGAGAUAGCAAAGUGGAGUAAGGCAAUCAAGAUGAUCUGUGCACCUACGGAUUACAGGCAAGCAUGCGAGUCCAGCCUCUCCAAAAUGAAUAAGAACACCUCGUCCAACGCCCAUUCUCCCAAACCCUUGGAACUUCUCAAGGCUUCCAUCACCGUGAUCGCUGACGAGGUGGAGAAGGCCGUCCACAACUCCUCUAAAUUCAAAUUCAGCAACCCUGCGGAGAAGGAUGCGUUCGAGGACUGUAAGGUACUCCUUGCGGAUGCCAAGGAAGAGCUACUGGAAUCCAUCUCCAGUGUGGGCAAAGGCACCGAUGUCACCAAUCUCGUCUCCAAGUCCCACGACCUCAACAAUUGGUUGAGUGCGGUGAUAUCGUACCAGCAGACCUGCAUCGAUGGGUUUCCUGAUGGCAAGUUGAAAACUGGGAUGAAGAAGUCGUUGGAUAAGGCCAAGAAACUCACCAGUAAUGCCCUUGCCAUCGUCUCCGAGGUCACCUCCUUACUAUCUGCGCUGCAGAUUCCGGGAUUUGACCGUCGCCGUCGUCUUCUGGGGCAAAGGGAGACCAUGAGGCCCAUGACACAAUCAUAUGUUGGUGAUGAUGAUGAUGAGGAUGGUCUUCCAAUCUGGAUGUCACAUGAGGAUCGUAGGAUGCUUAAAGGGAAGGGCCCCUCCAACAAGCCCAAGCCUAAUGUUGUGGUGGCCAAGGACGGGAGUGGAAAAUUCAAGACCAUUUCAGAGGCAUUGGCGGCCAUGCCUAAAAAAUACACUGGACGAUACGUGAUAUAUGUGAAGGAAGGGAUUUUUGACGAGACUGUGACUGUGACCAAGGAGAUGGUAAAUCUUACCAUGUACGGAGACGGAUCUAGAAAGACAAUCGUCACAGGAAACAAGAACUUCGUCGAUGGCGUUAGGACCUUCCAGACUGCAUCCUUUGUGGCAUUAGGAGAGGGUUUCAUAGCAAAAGCAAUGGGAUUCAGGAACACGGCCGGUCCAGAAAAGCAUCAGGCGGUGGCCAUCAGGGUGCAAGGUGACCGUUCGAUAUUCCUGAAUUGUAGGAUGGAGGGUUACCAAGACACACUAUAUGCUCAAACUCACCGGCAGUUCUAUCGGAGCUGUGUGAUAUCUGGCACAAUAGACUUCAUCUUUGGAGAUGCAUCUGCAAUCUUCCAGAAUUGCUUGAUCUUGAUCAGGAAACCCUUAGACAACCAACAAAAUAUCAUCACUGCCCAAGGAAGGACCGACAAGCGUGAGACCACUGGAUAUGUCCUCCAAAAUUGCCGCAUCCAACCAGAUACAGACCUGGAACCUGUGAAAGCAAAGUUCAAAAAUUACCUAGGGCGGCCAUGGAAGGAGUAUUCCAGGACCGUCGUCAUGGAAUCAACUAUCUCUGAUCUUAUCCAUCCAGACGGCUGGUUACCAUGGAGUGGGGACUUCGCUCUCAAGACAUUGUCUUAUGCUGAAUACAAUAACAAAGGACCGGGAGCUAACCUUAAAGCCAGAGUCAAAUGGCCUGGCUAUAAGGUUAUUACUAAGAAGCAAGCCCAGGAGUUCACUGUGGAACCUUUCUUGCAAACAGACUGGAUCAAGAACUCAGGCACCCCUGUCAAACUAGGCUUCUUUACUUGAUCGAUGAAACCCACAUAACUUAAUUUGACACUCAUGUUUAACCUACGUUUAUUUAGCUUCAGUUGGAUCUCCCUGAUCAUAUUUAUGUCUUGUUUUGAUGAGGUUGAGGAACCGAGUUUGAUUGAAAGGGAGAAUGCGGAUAUGGGUUUUCCACAUUUUUUCACUUGGGUUGGGUUGGGUUGGUUUCGACUAAGAUAUUUUUGACAUUUAUUUAUUUAUUUAUUUAUUGUUGUUCUA